Oryzias melastigma (Indian medaka) is the source of this 6119-nucleotide messenger RNA. RefSeq names its product sema domain, immunoglobulin domain (Ig), transmembrane domain (TM) and short cytoplasmic domain, (semaphorin) 4C (gene sema4c). The transcript is spliced from 17 exons. The record is from RefSeq and is a predicted model, not a curated record. Gene Ontology annotation, molecular function: chemorepellent activity; semaphorin receptor binding. Lineage: Eukaryota; Metazoa; Chordata; Actinopteri; Beloniformes; Adrianichthyidae. The coding region runs from base 1142 to 3736 and encodes 864 amino acids. Gene Ontology annotation, biological process: positive regulation of cell migration; negative regulation of axon extension involved in axon guidance; negative chemotaxis.
GUUAUAUACAAAAUUUAUGUUAAAGUAUGACAUCACCUUGAUGAAUGGUGUAGGGUCAAAGGUCACCUGUCAAAAUGAGUUUGAUGGAAAGUAUGUUCUUAUUCUCUCUAGAGUUAAUUUACAUCUAGAUGGUUAUUAUAGUCUAAAAUAAAAAAAAUAAAUAAAUGAGCCUUACUUUUGCAACAACAAAACUAAAGCUGCAGCAGCUGUAGUAGUACCCCCCUACCACUAUACCUCCACCCCCCGUGUCGGGGCUCCCGCUCGGUGAGGCUAAAGGGCGGAGACACCCGUUUGUAUGCCUUUUUUUUUCCUUUUUCUUUUUUUUCUAAAGGCAGGUCUGUGCUACGCCUCGUACCACGCGGGAACAGGCGCCGCAGCGCCCCGCCACACACACAUAUACAUACACACGCAUGCGCGCGCGCGCAGCUCGUGUCCAGCGGAGCCCGGCACGGAGACGCAGCGCGACCGCUCCUGAAGCACGGACUGCAGAAACUUCUGCCACGGAGGACGCAUCUGAUGACACAGGAUUCAAUCUCUCCUCUGCCUCUCUGUGUGUUUUUUUCCUGCUCUUUUCCCUCCCUUUUCUCCUCCUCCUCUUCUUCCUCCUCCUCUGGUUUCGUGUUACAAAGCCUUGGGAGGGAGUUGCGCGGAGAGCCAGUUAUUCUGUGCGAAAACUGAAUGACAGGAUCAUAUGGUUUGAUGCGCCUCAUCUUUUUUUUUCCCUGUCCAAACAUUUCAAAUCGCAGAGGAGAAACAAGCCGCGCCGCGCGCCUAUUCAUCAGAAAUUGAUGAGGAUGUGGAAUAAUUUAUAACUCCAAUUCCAAAGCGAGAUAACGGAGCGCGGAGGGAGGCAGUGAGCCCGCUGGAUCUGUCGGGAGAGGACGGAGGAGAGCGCAGAGCGCAGGACGCGGCGGCUGGGAUCCAUCCUGCAUGUUGAGGCCGAUGUGACCCUCAUCCGAGUCAAGUGUUGCUGCUCAGCGUUUCACGGAGACGCAGCACGCCAAAGGGGCGCUUAAGAAGAAAGCGCACGGCGGUGCGAGGGAGGAGAAGCAAAACAAGAAGCCUGAAUUCUUUACCAAGUUCUUCCAAUCGACCGAUUGGUUCCUGGUUCCGUCACUGGGUUUGAUACAGGAGAGCUGACAUGGCAGCCGCAGGCGGGAUGAGAGUCCUGCUUCUGGUGCUGCUGCUCGGAUGGGACACGUCAACAGGUCUCAAUUGGAACCCAAUCCCACGAAAGACUGUGAGAUACCACGAUGUGCUGGACAGUAUGGCUCGGUUCAGCAUCCAGGGGGUGUACAACUACAGCAUGCUGACCCUAUCUGACCACGAGAGAGUCCUGUACGUGGGGGCCCGGGAGGCGCUGUUCGCCCUGGACCCCAACAACAUCAGCAGACAGCUGAGGCCGCAGAUCGACUGGCCGGCUCCACAGGAUAAGAAGCGCGAGUGCGUUGCCAAGGGGAAGAACAACCAGACCGAGUGCUUCAACUACAUUCGAUUUCUGCAGAGCUACAACCACACGCACCUCUACACCUGUGGCACCUACGCCUUCCAGCCCAAGUGCACCUAUGUUAACGCCGACUAUUUCACCCUCAGCAUGGCGGCCCUGGAGGACGGGAAGGGCAAGUGUCCGUACGACCCCGCCAAGGGGCACACCGGCCUCAUUGUGGAUAAAGAGAUGUACUCAGCAACACUCAAUAACUUCCUGGGUACCGAACCGGUCAUUCUGAGGAAUCUGGGCCUUCAGCACUACAGCAUGAAGAGCGAGUACUUACCUGCCUGGCUCAAUGAGCCUGAUUUUGUGGGAUCGGCGCUGGUGAGGGAGAGCACGGGCAGCAAGGAUGGAGACGACGACAAGAUCUACUUCUUCUUCAGCGAGCGGGCUCUGGAGCUGGACUGCGACACAGAGCUCACCGUGGCCAGGGUGGCGCGCGUCUGCAAGGGGGAUUUGGGUGGCACCAGAACCCUGCAGAAGAAGUGGACCACCUUCCAGAAAGCCCGGCUGGAGUGCUCCCUCCCAGAGCGCCAUGUUUCCUUCAACAACCUGCGGGCGGUCUUCACGCUCCCCGGGCAAGAUUGGCGAGGAACCACCUUCUACGGCAUCUUCCACGCCCAGUGGGGUGACGUGGACGUGUCGGCUGUGUGCCAGUACCAGAUCAGCGACGUGAAGAAAGUGUUCGAGGGGUCCUACAAGGAGUACAGGGAGACCUCUCAGAGAUGGGGGCGCUACACAGGUCCCGUCCCCACGCCACGGCCCGGAUCGUGUAUUACCAGCGCAGACAGGGAGAACGGCUACAACAGCUCCCUGCAGCUCCCGGACGCCACGCUCAACUUUGCAAAGAAGCACCCGCUGAUGGAGGAUAAAGCUCUGGGUCGCCCCCUGCUGCUGACCAAGGGGGUGAACUUCACAAGGAUAGCAGUGGACCGGGUUAACGCCCUGGACCAGCGGCCGUAUAACAUGCUCUUCAUUGGCACAGAGGAGGGCUGGCUGCAGAGGGUGGUGAUCCUGGGCUCCGAGGCGCACGUGAUCGAGGAGAUCCAGCUGUUCGAGACGGCGCAGCCUGUGGACAGCCUGACCAUCUCCCACUCCAAGAAGUACUUGUACAUCGGCUCGCGCUCUGAGGUCCUGCAGCUGCCCUUGGCCAACUGCAGCCGCUAUCAGUCCCAGCCGGACUGUCUGCUCGCCCGAGACCCCUACUGCGCCUGGGACAACGAGGGGCGAGCCUGCGUCCGCAUCGACCUCCACCGAGGGUCCACUUCCUCCCUCUCACAGGACCUCAUGCUGGAUCGCUUCAGUCGUGGAAAAGCCAAGUUUGAUAAGCCGGUCUCCAUUCCCAGCCCCGAGCACUCCCGCCUCAGGAACGUCACCGUGGUCGUGGGGUCGGACAUGAUGCUGCCGUGCCAGCUGGUGUCGAAUCUGGCACAGCCGUGCUGGGUCCUCAACGACCGCGAGCUCCAGCUGGGCGACUCGGAGGCACGGGGGCCGCGCUUCGACAGAACGCUAAAGGCUCUGGUGAUCCCGGAGGCGGGGCAGAUGCAAGCGGGCCGAUACGUCUGCUACUCUGAGGAGCAGGGGGUCAAGUUCCAGACGGAGCGCUAUCAGGUGGCGGUGGUCGCCAGUGCGCCAGUGUUCAUGGAGGCCCGAGCGCCGGACAGCAGCAUGGGGCUCUUCUGGGUGCUGGUCAUCACGCUGGGAGCGGCGUGCCUGCUGCUCCUGGUGGCGGCUCUCUACCUGCGUAGGAGGCUGAAGCUGGCGCUCGGGAAGGGCGCCGACAUGAAGCCGCUGGAAAGCACCCUGGUCUACCCGAUCACGUUGCCCAAAGACCCGCCCACGUUUGUCCCGAGCAAGAUGCCCACCGAUGAAGACCGGUUCUGGGAGACGGGCGCCAACUACUACUAUUCGGACGGCUCGCUGAAAAUCGUCCCCGGCCACGCCCUGGGCCCCAGCAGCGUCAGCAGCACGGCGUCGCCCAGCGCCAUACCUGGCCAGCCCAUCCACUCCCCGAGCCGUCUCAGCCUCACCAACAUCCGAGGCUCCGGUAGCAACGGCUACAUCCGCCUCAACUUGAGCACAGCGGGGGAGGAGAGGGCUAGCGGGGCUGGCGCUGGGGGCGGCGGGCUGGGGGGACUAGGCGUGAGCGGGAACGACUACUCGAGCCCCUUCAAGGAGGAGCUGAGGCGCACCCUGCAGCAGAGGAGCGUCCUGCCUGACGCAAACCCAGAGGAGUCGUCCGUGUAGGCGCCUCCUCCGCCGCUACCCAGUUGGAAAAAACAACCGACCUACCUCCCUCCUUUUGAGGACGCCUGCUCUCCGUUCGUGACACGCCGUCGACUCCCAUGCUGUCUCUCCUGUUCCGCCAAUGCCUGUUUGGCACCUGUAGACAUUUCUAGCACACAGCAUGUUGAAACCACGCGUCCGCACUCCGCACUCGGCGACAUGCGCUCCUACGGUUACCGCGUUUUUGGCGACACGCAGUCACGGUUUCUCUGCUUCCACUGUGCGACUGCCACUUGUGUACAUUUUGUAUUUAAAAGAAAAAAAAGGAUGAGGAGAGCGCCUCAAGCAUGGAAGCCCAACAAAAGGGCGGGUUAUUUUUUAUUUUGAGUGGCGCCCCGCCUACAAGGAAACUGGGCGACCUACUGGAAUAUCCAACUGAUUCCUUUGAGACUUUUACUGCACUUAUAAAACUGGAAGCAUGUCUUCCCCUCUUUUUUAUCUACUUGUGAGCCAGGAGGGGGAAGGGAAUUGGGGCGGGACUAUAAAGACUAAUGAAUCUCCAGGCAAGUCGACAAUCAUGUCCCUGUGACAGGAGCUCCUGUGUGGGACAGAAAGGAGAACAGAGACAGGCAAAAAAAAAAAAAAGAUCUGGAGAAAAAGGACACGAAUGAAGGACAAUCUAAAGACUUUGUACCCAGUUUAAAUAUUUUUCCCUCUUCCUAUGUUGUAUUACCGCUUUGAUUUGAUGUGAUAGUUUGAAAUACGAUGUUCCUUGUUGUGCUUUUCUCCCCCCUCUGUCUUACGGAUGACUCCGGGGUUCCCAGAGUUUUGCAAAAACUCCGGCUGACGGGACUCGCUCAGUUCUGCACCCGGUGGGGGGGCGGGGAUUGUCACCGUUUUUUUGGAUGCUCUUCCACCUGCUCGGAAAAACAGAGGCUGUUCGGCGGCGUCAGAAUCCUUGCACAGUUCCAAACUGAAGACGACAUGAAGACAUGAAGGCGCGAAGAAUGUAGUAGAACCCUCAUCGUUGUGACCGCUGUGGAUGUUUCAUUAAGUGCUUUAUGUGUUAUGUUGUCCGUGGGGGGGGGUGGGUACUCGCACUGCCAAGAAGGAAACUACCACACAAACACACACAACAGUACCCGGCAUUUGGGGCACAAUGAUUGUGAUGCACCUUUAACGUCCAUGAACCAACCCCCUUCCUUCCGACUCCCAGAGACUGACCCGGAGCUACUGUGGAUUUAUGCAGUGGAGAAUCCACUGUAACACACACCAACACAACAAGAACACACACACACACAGUUUGGUGGAAGAAUGGACUGAUUGCUGCCAUGCUGAGAAUCGACUUGGUCCAGGCAGGAAGCAGCUGCGGAUCUGAAAAAAACAGAGCAUCCCAUCAGUGGUGGCCUUUGGUGUUUCUGUCCCGCGUGCAGGAGUGGACCGGACCGGAGAAUCCCGCUUGGAGCCCGCCGUGUACAGAGACGGAUGUAGAAUAUCCGAACGACCUGGAGUCCAUCCCAGUGUUGCAUGGACUGCACAUCCUUCUCGUUCAUCGAUGGUUUUCUGACUUUUAUUUCUGGACACUAACGCCGCGCGACAAUAACACAAACAAAACUGUUGAGCGCCUGAUCCCGCCAGACGCCACACCUUCAUUGCUGCAUUUCAACGUCUUUUUCAUGUGCCUCUUCACCCGUUUGGAUAAGCCAAAGUAGACUGCGAUUGCUUUUGUCUCCACUUCUUCAGCUGCUCUUAUUUGACAUGCGGGUCCGAGUCCAUACGGAUGCGCUGAAAUUCCCCCUGCAGCUCAUCUUCCCCUCCAGCAGAGGCCAAAACAAGCUUGAAAUGAAUGGAUCUCUUCUUGUUACAAACUCCUGAAUGAUGCUUUGAUUUUUUUUAGCCCCCCUCUAAACCAAAUACGGAUUUGUUUUCAAGCUAAUUUUGAUUUUUUAAUUUGUUCCCAAAGCAGAGAGCCUAAAACCACAUCAGCUCCUCUCAUUGGUACUCAUGAUGUCUUAAUAUUUGUCCCUGUUCUAACCGCCUCGUGUUUUACUUCAGCACACUGAUAAAGAAAUAUGGAUGUCAAGCUUGAUUUAACUGAAAAUGCACGUUCAGAGAUCUUCAUGUGCAGUUUUUACUGUGUUUGCACACCUGUUUGAUCAUCUUUCUCCCAUUCGAGGCUUUAAGUUCUGCUGUUUUCCUGCAUUAUUGGUUUGUAUGACUCCUGUCUGAUUCUACCCCCCCUCUUGUUUUUGCCCAUCUGUUUUUUAUUUUUUUGUUUUUAAAGUAUGUUAAGUAACUUAUUUCACUUGUACAAACAUGUUGAUAUUUAUUGUCACUGUACAUAUGUCCUUAUUUUUCAUAUGUGUGUGCCCAAACACACAAAUAAAAAUAGAGAUCUACUUUG